AUGGGGUACACUACGUAUAAUUAUAUUCCACAGGCAGAAGUGGACACGGAAGCAAUUCCUGUUUCAACUUCUUCCUAUUUCUUCUAUCAGACAGAAAUACAGACUUACAAUAAUGAAAAUUCAAAUAUUGUGGGUACCUACGCGAAAACGCCUAAAACAACGACGUCGAACAUUAGAUCAACAUUUACCUGCACAAAUCUAAUCCAAACUAUAAAAAUCAAUAAAAGAUGCGAUAAACACUUAGACUGUGAGGACGGAACUGAUGAAGAAGACUGUACAUGCAGAGAUUAUCUGUUGAAUUUCCACCCCACGGCAAUUUGCGGUGGACAUCUGGAUUGCGAUGAUGAAACGGACGAAAAAUAUUGUGGUAUGUGCAACAAUAACAAGUUUCGUUGCAGUAGGAGUGGAGGUUGCAUCCCGAUGACGGAAAGGUGUGACGGAAAUUUCGAUUGCUCUUUAAGGGAGGACGAGCUUGACUGCAUUGCAUUGACAAACGGGGAAUACGUUAAUGUGGAUAGCGAUAAUUGGUCCGCUUUAAACACGGAAGGUUUACUGAAUAGAUAUUAUAACGAUACAUGGCAUCAGCAGCGCCGAUUCGCAUGUGGUCCGAGAAACGGAAAUUAUACCUACCUGUGGCCGUGGCUGGCAGCCAUAUUCGUCGACGGUCGUUAUCACUGCUCGGCCUUACUCUUAGAGUCAGACUGGCUCUUGUCCAGUUCGAGCUGCACGGAAAAUAUCAGAUUAUCAGUGAAUUAUACGACGGCUCUGCUCGGCCAAAGUCGCUCGUUUCUUUACGUGGACGGACCUCAUCAACAGAUAUCGGUCGUUGACGAAAUCAGGGAUGUGAAAAGAACAAAUGUCUCGUUGCUUCACUUGAAAACUGCAGUAAAUCAUACACGUUACGUGCAACCGCUGUUUUUAGAGAAGAAAAUAUAUCCACCGGCAAAAGAUGAUUUAUGUGUAGCAAUCGGUACAGACAACGAACGUGUGACACGAUCGAACAAUGGAACUUCUUCGAAUUGGAGCGGCACAGUGUUUUGUCGCAGCAAGAAAGGAUGGUAUCUCGUGGCUGCGUUUCAAGAAAAAGACGGUCCGUGCAGCUUCAGAAGCACGCGGAACUUGAUAAGCAUUGAUUACAUCCAUGCUUAUCUUACGCAAGCUUUGGAGGAAGUGUCGGAAUCAACGCCUGAAGCCGCAUGUGACGGUGUUCGAUGCAACCAUGGACAAUGCAUCUCUUGGAAUCAGGUAUGCGACGGUGUGAUGGAUUGCCGAGACGGUGCGGAUGAGAAGAAUGGGAUGUGUUUACAAAUGCAACAAAUUAGAAGAAGAAACGAGACCAACAAUAAAUGCGCAAAGUCAGAAAUACGAUGCAGAAAUGGUGAAUGUAUCUCAAAGAGUGCAUUUUGCGAUGGAAAAGUGGAUUGCUCGAACGGAGCGGAUGAGCCUGUAAUAUGUAGCUGCGCAGAAUAUUUAAAACUAACUACGCCAGAACGAUUGUGUGACGGAGUACGACAUUGUCUCGAUAAAACGGAUGAAUCGCCAGAAGAAUGUCAAUGCACCAAUGCCAGUUUCAAAUGCAACAGAGAGAGCAAAAAUUUUACUUGCAUCUCGCAAGAUUUCGUGUGCGAUGGCGACAAUGAUUGUCCGAAUGGUGAAGACGAAACGGAUUGCACAAGGAUACAACAACUCACAGAUAGAUCUGCUGCAGGCAAAGUAAUGCAACGUUCCUACGGCGUAUGGCACACUCUAUGUUAUCCGUCAGAAGUGACGUCACAGGAGGAGGCAGUAAACGUGUGUAAAAACAGCGGUUACAUGAAUGGAAUUAUCGAUUACAAGUAUCAAUCGCUUAAUCAGGCUGUUGUUCCAUCUCGCGAUGAUUUUUAUAUGAUACGAUUAAAUUCGGACACGUGGAUAACCAUGCGUGAUGAUAAACCGCUUAUAACUUUGGUCCGGCCAGAGAAACCCUGCUAUCGUCUCUUUAUCAAGUGCAGCAAUUAG
Cyphomyrmex costatus is the source of this 1998-nucleotide messenger RNA. RefSeq names its product serine protease nudel-like. Gene Ontology annotation, molecular function: protein binding; serine-type endopeptidase activity. Gene Ontology annotation, cellular component: plasma membrane. Gene Ontology annotation, biological process: proteolysis. Lineage: Eukaryota; Metazoa; Arthropoda; Insecta; Hymenoptera; Formicidae. The record is from RefSeq and is a predicted model, not a curated record. Bases 1 to 1998 code for a protein of 665 amino acids. The transcript has 13 exons.